AUCAACAAUCAGCCGAUGUUGACGGUGGGUACUCUAAAUGGGCUGACUGGACUAAAUGCAGUAAGACGUGUGGUGGUGGUACCAAGGUAAGAGAAAGAACCUGCACCAACCCUGAACCCAAAGGAAAUGGCAAAGAUUGCUCUAGUUUGGGACCAGCUGAGGAAACGGCACCUUGCAACCAACAGGCUUGUCCUGACCCUGAUGUGGAUGGCAAAUGGUCAUCAUGGCAAGCAUGGUCAUCAUGUUCUUCYACUUGUGGUGGCGGUGUUCGAGUUCGACUAAGAAGAUGUGACAAUCCAGCACCAUCAGGACACGGCAAGAAAUGUCAGGGRCCCACUGAGGAAACGGGACGCUGUGCUGAAGACCCCUGCCCAAUACCGUGUAUCAAAGCAUUGGAUAUUGGAAUCAUUCUCGAUGGAUCAGGAAGCGUUCAGCUGCGKAAUUUUAAAAUAGCUCUUGGAUUCAUCGAAGAUCUCAUCACUCACUUCAAGGUGUCGACCGAUGGGACUCAUUUUGGUGUMAUUACGUACAACCAUCGAGCACAACUUCAGUUUACAAUGGCGGAUAAACGAUAUCACAAUUUUGUGGAUCUGAAAUCGAAAGUCAAGUCAAUCAGAUACACUGGAGGGUGGACCCGUACCGACAGGGCUUUAGARAUGGCCGCAAGYAGUUUGUUUACAGCAGCUGGUGGUGACAGAUCGGACAAACCCAACAUUCUGAUCGUCUUUACUGAUGGUAAAACUAACCGAGGAAGCAAGGCGUACGCAGAAGUACUCAGACCAUUGCAGCAAAAAGGUGUUCGAACUCUUGCGGUUGGUAUUGGAAGUGGAAUCAAUUAUGAUGAGCUGCUUGAGAUAGCCAUGGAUAAUCCUCAUUACGUGGUCAAAGUUGAUAAAUUCGAACAUCUGAAGAAUAAGUUGGACAUUAUUCUGGAAGAUUCUUGCCAAGGUAGCCCACCAACUACUCCAGAGCCAGAAUGUACUGCAGAAGGUCUYCCCCUUGGAAUGGAAAACCGCAAGAUUCCCACAGCAUCUCUCAGUGCAUCCAGUAUUUGGGACCAUAAUCAUGGGGUUGACCGUGCKAGACUGAACACUAAGGCAGGUGGUGGUAAAACAGGUGCAUGGUCAGCCCGCUACAACGAUGUAGGUCAGUACUACCAAAUCGAUUUUGGAAAAGCGGUAAAAAUAUCGAAGAUAUUGACACAAGGACGACAGGAUUACAAUCAAUGGGUUACAAGUUACUCCUUGUCAUACAGUCAAGAUAAUGGCGUCUACAAGCCUUAUGUGUACGAACKAGGGAAAGGCAAAGUGAUAUUUUCUGCUAACAAGGAUCGCAAUACAAUCAAGUCCAACAAACUUGAUGUUCCAAUAUUUGCCAGGUAUCUCCGUAUUCAUCCAGUUAGAUGGUAUGGUCACAUUUCAAUGAGACUGGAGAUUUAUGGCUGCACUAAAGGAUUCAAUCCUCCAGUAGUCCCGACAUGCCUCUCUGCCCUUGGRUUACAAAGCGGAGCAAUAAAAGAUUCAAUGAUAACGUCAUCAUCCCAUUGGGACAACAAYCAUAGGGCAGCCAAUGGCAGGCUUUAUUUUCAGAAAGUAGGAGCUAGGACUGGUGCCUGGUCAGCGAGAUACAACAAAGCCAAUCAAUGGUUGCAAGUUGAUCUUGGUAAAAUGGGAAAAGUGCGAAUGGUUGGUACCCAGGGACGCGCCGAUGCUGAYCAAUGGGUUGUGAAUUAUUGGAUAUCGUACAGUCGUGAUGGUAUAUUUUGGGAGAGAACUGAUAUUUUUACCGGAAAUUCAGACCGUCAUUCCGUUGUGACGAAUCUUAUCGAUCCUCCAAUUUAUGGUCGAUACUUCCGUAUUCACCCAAGACACUUUCACCGACACAUUUCUAUGAGGGCUGAGCUCUACGGCUGCACAUCGGGUUUCGUUGCCCCACCGGUCCCAUGUUCUGAUGCCUUAGGAAUGAAAGACAGGUCUAUACCAGAUGCAAGCAUUACAGCGUCUUCCAUGUGGGAUGCAAAUCAUGGACCUGCGCUAGCACGACUUGAUUUAUCCAGGCAUGGCAGUAAACGGGGCGGAUGGUCUGCAAAGUCCAAUGACAAAGGACAAUGGCUUCAAAUCAAAAUGAAUAAAAUCAGUAAAAUAACAAGGAUUGCCAUACAAGGUCGUCAAGACUACAAYCAAUGGGUCACAUCGUUUACUCUAAAGUAUAGCCAAGAUGGCGGYCACUAUGUAGACUAUCAAGCAGGAGAAAUUCUUACUGGGAACCACGAUCGAAACACUGUGAAAGGCCACGUCCUUGAUCCACCAAUCAUUGCUAKAUAUAUUCAAGUGUUACCUAAAUCGUGGUACGGCCAUAUAUCUAUGAGGAUGGAGGUCUAUGGAUGUACAUCAGGUUUUCAGUUACCGCCGCCUCCCAGCUGUCUCAAGGCACUUGGUGUCCAGAGCAAAGCUAUAAAAGACGCACAAAUGAUUGCUUCGUCUGAAUGGGACUCCAAUCACGGUGCUAGUAACGGAAGGCUACAUUUCCAGAGAGCAGGACGUAAGACUGGUGCCUGGUCUGCAUUACGUAACAACCGUUACCAGUGGCUUGGAGUUGUUUUUGGCGAUUUUGUCAAGUUAACCAUGUUCGCCACUCAAGGACGUCAAGACCAUCCGCAGUGGGUGAAGACGUAUAAGCUAGAAUACAGUCUCGAUGGCUAUGAGUAUAAGACCUACUCAAUAAAGGGACAACCAAAAAUAUUUGGAGGAAACAGUGAUCAGCAUAACGUCGUCACCCAYCYUCUUACUGAAUCCAUCUACGCCCGCUAUGUACGUAUUGUACCAAUCACGUGGCAUAGGCAUAUUUCGAUGAGGCUUGAGUUUUAUGGAUGYAACGAAGGAUUUGUUCCUCCCAAUGUUCAUAAGUGUCGCUCUCCACUUGGCCUUGAAAGUGGCCUCGUAAAAGACGGUCAAAUGACUGCAUCAUCGCAGUGGAAUCAUGCUCACCGUGCAUCUAAUGCAAGAUUGUACUUUCAUCGUGGACGUGGAAGAACCGGUGGAUGGUCGUCAAGACACAAUAACCCUACUCAAUGGCUCCAGGUUGAAUUCAAGAAUCCAACAAAAAUCGUAGCAGUUGGAACUCAGGGCCGUGAGGAUUAUAACCAGUGGGUWACAAAGUAUUCCCUGCAAUACAGUGAAGACGGCAUCUUUUGGAGAGAUUAUACAAACAAAGCUGACGAUAAAAGCAAGUUAUUCAAUGGGAACRCGGACCGCUACUCAGUUGUACGUCAUAUGCUCGAAGAGCCGAUCAUUGCUCGUUUUGUCAGAUUUCAACCAAAGACAUGGUAUCGUCAUAUUUCGAUGAGAGCUGAGUUGUACGGCUGCAGACAAGGAUUCGCAGUGCCAAAAACUCCAUGUUUCACCUCACUGGGGCUGAAGAGCAAGGGUUCCUUCCCAGACUCCAAAAUAACAGCUUCGUCACAGUGGGAUUCGAACCAUUCUCCCGCUCAAGCUCGACUCGAUACGAUUAGAUCCGGUAGAAAAACUGGUGCUUGGUCUGCCAAGGCUAAUGAUAAAGGUCAGUGGAUUCAAGCAGACCUGGGAAAAGUACACAAAGUUACUGGUGUUGUAACCCAGGGUCGKCAAGACUACAAYCAGUGGGUCAAGAGAUAUGAUGUCGAAUACGGCAACGAUGGGGUACAGUUUAAACGAUAUGGAAGUCUAUCAGGAAACAGCGAUCGAAACACUAAAGUUGGUCACAUUCUCAAACCUGCAAUAACUGCAAGAUACAUCAGACUUCGUCCUACGAGAUGGCACGGCCACAUCUCUAUGAGAUUUGACUUAUAUGGAUGUUUUGAAGGGAUUGUUCAGCCAACACCUCCAGCUUGUAUGAAGCCCUUGGUUCUAUCAGGCAGCCAAAUGUCAGCCUCAUCCCAAUGGCAYAGCAGCCACGGGCCAGCAAAUGGACGUUUGAACUUCCAUGCUGGGCAUGGUCGAACAGGGGCGUGGUCAGCAAGAGCCAACAAUAAAGACCAAUGGCUGCAAGCAGACUUUGGAAAGGUUAUGGAAGUACGUCGAUGCGCGACACAGGGCAGGCAAGACUAUUCUCAGUGGGUUAAGAAAUAUACCGUUUCGUACAGCUAUGACGGGACAUUCUGGACUGACUAUCCCAUCGGACGGGGUUUAGUGGUCUUUGAUGGUAACACAGAUCGAUACUCUGUAGUUGGACACAACUUUAAUCCACCAUUUUCUGCUCGCUUUGUAAGAUUAAAUAUAGUAUCGUGGCAUGGACACAUAUCUAUGAGACUACAAUGUUACGGAUGCGUCAAAGGAUCUCAAGUAUCGCCCGAAAAAUGCAUUGGCGCUCUUGGUCCAAAGAGUGAACAAAAUCCAGGYUCUGUCCUUACUGCAUCCUCCAUGUGGGAUGCAAACCAUUCUCCUUCUAGAGCAAAGCUUGGGACAACCAAGAUUGGCCCAAAAAGAGGUGCCUGGUCCGCAAAAUAUAACGACAAGGGCCAAUGGAUACAGAUGGAUUUUGUCAGGGUCGUCAAGGUAACGCGUCUAGGAACUCAAGGACGUGAUGACGCUAAUCAGUGGGUGAAGUCGUUCAAGAUUAAGUACGGUGUAACACGAUUCUUUGAAUACUACAACAAAGGACAACUCUUCCACGGUAACAGUGAUCGUAAAACAAUAGUUGGUCAUGUUCUUGAACCACCAAUCAUAGCAAGAUAUAUCCAAGUCCUACCAAUGUCAUGGUACGGUCAUAUAUCCAUGAGACUUGAGUUUUAUGGAUGCACCAAAGGAAAGAAACCAGCCAACCCACCAUGUCACAGCCCUAUGGACGUUGGAGUCAUCAUGGACAGAUCAGGCAGYAUUGGCUCYGCUAACUUCAAGAAGUCUCAAGACUUUGUGAUUAAAAUGAUCAGGCAUUUUGAGUACGCUUCAAGUGCGUCGCGAUUUGGCGUCAUUGCGUACAACUCUGUUGCAAAUUUGAUCGUGAAGUUUAGCGAUAAGGCGACUCAGAAUCCACAUGCCUUACAAAACCUUGUCUAUGGUAUCCGCUAUCUCCGAGGAGGAACCCGUACUGACAGAGCGAUCUCUUUAGCCAAUAGCCACCUUUAUUCUUCCAGCGGUGGUUACCUUAGCAACAGACCAAACGUUUUGUUUGUGUUGACUGAUGGUAAAACGAACAGGGGGAGUCAGGCCUACAGCACUGUUCUAAGACCACUAUUGGGAAAGAAAGUAAAAGUGAUUGCUGUUGGUGUGGGCAGUGGUAUCAACAAUAGAGAACUCCUGCAAAUUGCCAAUAAUCAGAGCAAAUAUGUAUUCCACGUCAAUGACUUCAGCGGUUUGUUUGCAAAACUGAAUGCCAUUUUGAAAGCUUCGUGCCCAACUUGAACAGAUACUUGGAAUCGUCAAAGAUGCGUCUAAAAGGGAAACAUGAUUCGAAAUAAUGUAGUCUAAUAGCAUAAACACAUCUCUAGCUUAGUUCAUUUAUUUUUGGGGGUUGAUUUGGGGAAUGGAUUGACAGUGCUGAAGUACGGGGAUAWYAGUUAUGGCAUACAGCUAUUUCARAAAACAUUAGUAGUGAAGAUAUAGUKCAUUCCAAUACCGAAAUGCAUUGCUGGCAGUAGUAUUACCGUUAAAAGUGGUUUUUGUUGUUAUCACUUURUCUUCGAUGGAAAUCAGAAAUGUCCWUUUGCACUCCACUUACGAAGAAUCCACUGAAACCAAUGUGAUUGCGGUCUUGGAAUUCACGAUCCAACGUCACAGUAAAGAGACCCYUUGUAGUUCAUAGGAAUAUAGCUCCACUGGAAAACAUAUUAACAAUAGAUUCUACCUUCCUAGAGGCAAAAAUCUUUUGUUUAUCCUCCAGUUGAAGUUGCUUGACGUCAAAUGCAAGAGGUCUAUUCCAUACUAACGCUUUUUGAAAAAGCUGUAUAUCAAAAGGGACUUUGUUUAUCAUAUUUUGCUUAAUCAUAUGUCUGACAAGCGAGGUGGUUGCUUAUAGUUAUAUGUUAUAAUGCAUAUGUUUUUCUCGAUUCUUUCAUUAAAUUAUCAACCAGUCUCAUAAUAAUAUGACAAMUACAAACAAAUUGGUUGUUUCCUAGGAURAUGAUCGCUAUCUGCCUCAMCUCUCCUCGCUCCUAGUGUACUUCYUCUGUCUUGUAAGAUAUAUGGUUCGGAUCUCUCGUGAUUAUCCCACUGAACAAUGAUAAUUAGUUUAGUUUUAUUUAUUUUGUUCAUUUAUUCAGAAAUCUGUACUUUGAAGAUGUGUUUCAAUAAAUCAGAGCUACUUCAAGUAUU
Molecule: messenger RNA, 6287 nt
Organism: Exaiptasia diaphana
Lineage: Eukaryota; Metazoa; Cnidaria; Anthozoa; Actiniaria; Aiptasiidae
Source: RefSeq, a predicted model, not a curated record